This is a messenger RNA of Ciona intestinalis (vase tunicate), 7507 nucleotides long. The record is from RefSeq and is a predicted model, not a curated record. NCBI's taxonomy places the organism in Eukaryota, Metazoa, Chordata, Ascidiacea, Phlebobranchia, Cionidae.
AAUGAAGAUGGAGAAAGAAGUAAGUUUUAUCAAGAAGUUGAUCAGGAACAACAGAAAGCAGAAGAUGCAGCAGCAGCGAUGAUAAGGACAGUGUUUAGUGAGAAAUCCACACCAGACAUGUCAACUACGGCUCAAAGUUCCAGAGCAAAACACCAAAAAGUGAAAAGCGUGGGAAUAAGCAUAAACCAUCAAAAUCAUCCGACUUUGCUCACAAUGCUCCAAUGCUAAAGAAUGAGCAACUGAUGGAAACAAACAAUAUUGACCCCACAGCAUUACUUAACACCAACCGAAUCAAUCAACAAGUUACUCCACGUAACGACCAAAUCAUGUACACCCCAUCACCACAAGUACCCCAUACCCCACCAGCAGUUCAACCGACUGUCUCCCCCCACCCAAGGUUACCCAACUCAUACCCAAUGUACCAACAACACAGCCAUCGAACCAACCAACACCCCCAAACCAACUACACCCACGCUGCUGUGGACAAAGUUUACCCUCCCUACACCCCCAACCCACCCCAACAGCCAACAACAAUGAAUAUGGAAUACAACUCAAAUUAUCCACCAAGAAAUAUCCUACCUGGUCAGUUAUUUUCACCUGACACCAAGGUAAAGGCUCCUUCGUUUCCCCAGCAAUCUCCUGCAUGGCCGCACCAGGCAUCCGGUUUUCCACCAAAUCGCAGCAAAGCAAUACCAUCGUUGCCACCAGAUUUUCCGCAGGCAUAUUUAUCCAUGCCACCGACAUAUAGUGAAAGUGUGGUAUCUCAACAACACAAGGUACAAGCUAACAUGCACCACCAACAAGCACUUCCUAAUCUACCACAGUACAACCAACAUGAUGCUUCAUAUAAUUAUCGCCUGCAACAACAACAACAACAGCAGCAACAACAACAACAACAACAACAACACCAACACUUCAGCAAUCAACAUCAUGUUGAUCACAGACACAGUUUGGCGGAGCCGAAAAAGCAGCAAUUCCAACACCCACCCAACACUGCGUACAUGCAAGGUUCAAUGGCAAUGGAUAAAGAUGCCAUGUAUAAAACACACACCAACCAACCAUAUGUACAAGAAACAUAUGCUCCAAACAGUAUGGCAACAACAUCCAACUUACAUCAAAUGAAUCCUAACAUGGAUCAUGGCUUACAAAAAGUCACUGCUGUUACUCAACCUGCCCCACCCUAUGCAGAAGCUAAUUACUCAAAUGCACCAAUGACAAACAAAUACAACGCUGUCAACAAACAUCGACAUAAACAUCAUCACAGCAAUCAAUCUGGGAAAGUAAAGAAACGAGGAAGCCAACAUGUUCGUGUCAAAUUUGUUGAUGAUUCAGAGGAGACAGAUAUCUUUAAAUUAUCCGAUGUAAUGUACCCUGAUGAUUCUGAAGUCACAAGUUUUGACGAGCUUCAACCUGGUGCAAUUGUGGUGGCAAAAUGGCCGAUGAAUGGGAAAAGAUACAGUGCUGUUGUUAUUGACCCUCUCGACUCUGGCACAGGCCGUAGAUUCCGUGAGCGUAAACCACCUCCCAAACCUUUCCAAGCAGCAGAGUUUGACCAAUCUAUGAAACCAAGUCUCCUUUUGAACAAACUCGAUUUUGAGAACAUUGAUAAUUUCAAUGAGAAUGAAGCUUCUAUGGGUUCUGAAUUCAAUGCUUAUGUUUCUAUGGCUGAUCGUAUAAAGUUAAAACGAAGAGAAAUGAUGUUAAAAGAAAAAUCACAAGGGAAAAAGCGCAAGCAUCAUAACGAGUCAGCAGAUUCCACUUCCCAUCUCAUCCAUACAAGUUCAGAUGAAGAUGAAUUUGUUUCACCAUCAAGGAAGAGAUCUCAUAUCAUGGAACAUAAGAAAAAAGAAAGAAGGAAGGCAGUAGAAGAGAGAAUCCUAAAAGAAGAUGGAGAUGGUUCCUUCCGAAGACUCUCUCAAAUUAUUGAGAAGAUAUUCGACUACAUGGACACCCUUGAUCCUCAUCUCUUGGAUCAAGCCACAUCAACAGAUGAAGAUAAAAAGGAAGUCCUCCAGUGUCUUCUUGUCUCAAGAUCAAGAUUACAAGAGCUGAGUGAAGAAACUGCAAAAUUAAAAGCAAUGGGAUUGUUAUGCCAGCUGCCAAAGAAAACUCUGGUUCGACUUUUAUCAAUUCUUGAACCAAAUAUUCUGAACGGAGUUCAUGCCACUCCGUGUAAAACUAAGGGCAACACUGCAGAAGAGCAAAGAUGGAACCGGGACAAUGAUUUAGAUCGAGUUAGUUCGGCUACAGAUGCAGCCCUUACAGUUAUGAACAUAAUGACUGCACCGUUCAUGCCUAAAGCUGUAUACCUUGAUGAUGUAAUGGAAAGAUCAGCCCAACUUUUGUGCCGACAACUCGUAAACACCAUCUACCCUGAAUAUGAUCCGGUUUAUAAAAUACCAUCAAGUAAUAAGAAAAAGGGGUUAAAAGAUACAUCGGGUGGUAGCACCAAGAUGAAACGAGCUCAUUACAAAGGACCAAAGAAUCACACCAUACUUCAACUUUAUAAUAAGUUGAAUGUCUUGGUCAACCAGUGGGUGGAGCUAGUGCGCCUACAACCUCUCACAGACACAACAAUAUUACAAAUAUCAUCAGUUGGUGUAUCUCCUUUCUUUGUUGAAAAUGUGAGAGAAUUACAAUUAAGUUCCAUCAAGUUGACGACCGCUCUCUUCUCUAAAUAUGAGAAACAUCGAACUUUAAUAUUAGAAGAUAUAUUUCAAUCAUUGGCAAGAUUACCAACAAGUAAAAGGAACUUAAGAAAUUACAGAUUAACAUACAUAGAAGAGAUGGUGGAUUCAUCUGAUGAUGAAGGUUAUCCAGCACAACGCAAGCAGAAUACUGAUCUACAAUAUAUACAGAUGGUAUCAGCAUUGAUUUUACAGAUGAUCCAAGCCAUUGUAUAUCUCCCUAACCCUGAUCAAAGCGAUGUCAAUCUUGAACAAUCAGUAAAAGAAGAGAUGACACAAAAACAGGUGGAUGAAUUGCAAGUCAUCAACUCAUACGAUACAGCGGUACGCACUGGUCAAAACUUUCUCAGUGUUUUCCUUAAGAAAUGCGCGAGCAAAUCCGACGAAACAGAUUACCGACCGUUGUUUGAAAACUUUGUCCAUGAUUUGCUGGCAACUGUUAAUAAACCAGAGUGGCCAGCUUCCGAAAUGAUUCUUAGUGUGUUGGGUAGAUUACUGGUUCACACCUUCAGCACUAAAUCAACAGAGAUGUCGUUACGAGUUGCUUCGUUAGAUUACCUUGGUGUAGUAGCUGCCAAGUUACGAAGAGAUGCCGUCACAAGUAAUACAGACAUUGCUACAGUUGAAACAUUACUUCAAAGGCUUGAAGAGUUACCAAAUAGCGCAAUGCAAGCAGAUUAUGAACCAGAAAGCGCACCUAUGAAGGAAGACAAAAAAGUUGAAAAAAACGGGAACAAAUUGAUUGAACGACUUGAAUGUUUGUUGCUUGCUUAUUUACGAAGACACGCGUCUGCUGAUCCAUCACUCAUGUUUUCACACAAUUUUUACAUCGGCCAAUGGUUGCGUGACACCACUGUUGAAUUUCAACAACUUCAACAACAAGAACAAUCAGACAUUGACGCACAAAGUAAAGCUGUACAAGUUUGCCAGAAGAAGAAAACUUCUGUCCUCAACCUAAUGUCAUCAUCAGCUAUAGCAGUUGCUUUGUUAUCCGUUGAUAAACAAAAUGUUUCUGAAAACACAAGAAAACUGUUGGCACGGGAUGUGCAUAAAAGAGAUGAUGAGAUGGCUGCUGGCUUAACUGUAGAAGACGCCAUGUUAAUCUCACGACAUUUGGCAUCAACGAGGCAAUUCUCGCGUGCGUUUGAUUGUUAUUUAUCGUACAUACUCCGUGUACGUGAAGAAUCCGCAGUCGCACUCCGCACACGAGCGAUUAAAUGUCUCGCUGAAGUUGUUGCUGUCGACCCAGCUAUCAUGUCUCGGAAAGACAUCGCUAACGGAGUUCGUCUCAGUUUGGUAGAUGCAUCAACCAGUGUGAGGGAAGCAGCCAUAGAUUUGGUCGGUCGAUUCAUUUUGCUCAAACCAGAUCUUGUUCCACAUUAUUAUGACAUGUUAUCUGCAAGAAUUAUGGACACUGGUGUUAGUGUACGUAAGAGAGUGAUUCGCAUUCUACGCGACUUGUGUCACGAACAUCCACAAUUACCACAACUCACUGAUGCGUGUGUCAAGAUCAUAAGAAGAGUUAAUGAUGAGGAAGGAAUAAAGAAACUUGUUCACGAAGUAUUUAUGAAGAUGUGGUUUACACCUGUCAAUUCAUCAGAUGCGAGUUUACUUCGAAACAAAGCUCUUCUUAUCACAGAUAUCGUGGCUGCUAAUCGUGACCAUGGCUAUGAAUGGAUUGAACAACUCUUUAAAAAUUUAAUUGACACCGCUGUUUCCAACCCUCAAGUUGAGCUAGCAUGCAAACAAAUAGUUGACUGUCUUGUGCAACACGUUAUUCUAUUUGAAAACUAUGAGGACAAACAGCAAGGGACAUCAGAUGUUUCAAACAAACCAACAAAUGUUGUGAAUAAGAAGUCGAAAGAACGAACCGUGCGAUUGGUGGCGACCGUGCAAACCUUGGUACAGUUGGCACGUAUACGACCACGCUUGCUUGUCACGCAUGUUAUGACUCUUCAACCUUAUCUGGCUACUAAAUGUGAAUCUUCAGACGACUUACAAACAGUCCAUGGUGUAUGUCGUGUAUUGGAACUUGCUAUUCCACUCAUGGAGCAUCCAUCGGAGGCGUUCCUUGCUGCUGUGGAGGAGGACUUGAUGCGAAUGAUAUUAACUCAUCAUAUGAUGGUGGUCUCCGCAGCUAUUGCAAGUCUGGCUGCUAUAACUUGUCACGUCACAAAUAAUUAUAAACUAAUAUGGGAUUGCUUUCAGAAAAUGUGCAAUUACUUGUCCAAUGCCCGUAUAACUCAUGAGAAAAACCCGUCAGCAAUUUAUCAAACCAAGCAUUUUAAGCAGUUGUUAAGAGCUCUUUUUAUCACCGGACAUUUCUGUAAAAAUUUCGACUUUGACAGUGAAAAGUUGAAAGGAAAGGCACAGAUAUGCGUAAAGGACAAAGUAUAUUCUUGUGUUUAUUACUUCACAAAAAUUGAUUCAACUUCCUCAAGACAAGAGACGGAAGAAUUAUGCGUGUUUGCUUUACGUGCAUUAGGUUUACUCAUGAUACAAGAUCCUAACAUGAUGUUCUUACCAUCUACACGAGAUUUGUAUAAAACAUUACUUCACCCAGGACAUACUUCCGAUAAAUUAAAGAAACAGGUGUUACUGAACCUACAAACUUAUUUACAAACUGAAGAUGUGAAAAUGCAAGCUGCUACUGAAGCUAGUAUUAAGAAAGCUAAACAGGAUGGUGACGAGAGACCCAAAGAAGAACUUUCGUUAUCGUUUGAUGAUUCGGUCGGUGAACAAAACAUCAAAGAAAUAAACGAUGUUUCGAGUGGAAUGGCUUCAUCUGUAAUGCAGUUGUUUCUUAAAGAGAUUUUGGAAUCAUUUUUCCACAAGCAUGAGCUUGUACGCCACGCUGCGCUUCAUACAGUAUACUUGACGUUACAACAAGGGUUGGUUCACCCAGUACAGUGCGUUCCUUACCUUAUCGCUGCUGCAUCAGAUAUUGACCCCUUUGUGCAUAAGGAAGCUGAGCAACAGUUAACUGAACUCAACAAACGAUACGUUGGUUUCGUCCACACUAAAGCAUUACAAGGCAUGCGACUUGCUUACCAACUUCAAUCUUACAUUGAACCAAAUAAUGAUGUGAUUCGCGGACAUUAUGUGAGCGCUGGUAUAGAUGAUGGACCAACCACACUGAAGGCAAAAUGUUCCCAUCUGUACCAACUUGUUCGUUCCGAUCGUAAACACAGACGAGCUUUUCUUAUCUCACUUCUGAACCUUUUCGAUGACACUGUGAAAACUGACAUCGAGAUGUUACUUUUCCUUGCUGAUAAUCUCUCCCACUUUCCCUACCAUACCCUGGAUGAACCUUUGUUCCUUAUCAGUCAAAUAGAAGUUUACGUGUCCGUGUCUGGAUCUAAUGUCUUGCAAACUUUCAAAGAGUCUCUUCAAGAUAAAUCUUCAAGAUCAUCUCGGAGGAAAAAACAAAAGUCCGAGGAUUCUACGAGUGACUCCUCUUCCUCGGAGGAAGAUGAAAGUGACGAGAGCGAUGCAGAAGAUGAUUCUCUGCGUCAUCGACUUCCAAUAAAUGAUGCGGCGAUCGUAGAGUUUGCAAGAUCAUCAUUAGCGUGUCUACUUCUACUAUGGGUGAAGCAACAUCUUAAAACUGUCUUCGGUUUCAAAGACAGCAAAAUCCACCAAUACUCGACAAGUGAAGUAAACAAAGCAAACGACAAACAAUGUCAUCGGAAGAAAGCUGAUCAUAAGUUUGAACCAAAACAAGCCAUCGACCAUAUUAGGAGGUGCCGUGAAAAACUAUCGUGUAGAAGUGAAACAUACAUUGAUGCUGUAUUGAGGCAAUAUACUGAGUUCAAUCAACUGAUGAACAAACUUGAUCCAAACGAUGAUGAUUCCGAUUCUGAGAAAGAAAAAAAAGUGACAAAACUACCAGUGGUUGAAACAAAUACAAGCAGGGAGGAGGACAGUGACCAUGAUAGUGACGUGGAAACAACUAACGCUCCUCUUGAUGCUAUAAGAAAAUCUACUGCUCUCAAGCCUAAGAAAAUAAAGCAGAAAAAUCCCACUGAGAGUUUGUACAAAAGUGAAAUGAGAAAAAGGCAAGUGGUUCAAUAUGCGGAGACCAGUUCAGAUUCUGAGGGUGAAUUUCAUGGGUUUUAAACUCAAUCUCAGUUGAACUAUAUGCUAAAUAAGUAUUAUAUUACAGCGUAAUUGCACUGCCACUACUUUUAAAUAGAUUUUAUGCCCAAAAUAAUCCUAUAUAAUAUAAUUCAACCCGUUAUAUAUUUGCUUGUCUAUAAAACGCUGAGAUUACUAAUACAGCAUUAUUCUGGUCUUUUAAAUCUUGUACUUUUUAAAUCUCCAACACAUUUUUCUGUAGUGGUUCACUUUUAUUUUCUAUUUAAUUUCAAGCAGGCCCGUGUUCGGUACAUGCUUAUUACCAGUUUGAUUUAAAGGUAAAAUUUUAGAAGCUUUGUAUCAUAUGUUGACUAUUUGAUAGUGGAGUUCUUACUAUUUUUUUACCCUUUUUAUAUUCCUGCGUUUCUUUCAUGUUUCUGAUUUCUUUUUCAACCAGAAGUUAGUUCUCUAUUCUAUUAGAGCAACCAAGAAUUUGUACAUACAAAGUUAUUUUGCUUGAUGCUUUUUGCAUUCAAGCUUCAUUGGUUUUGUUCUUCGUACUAAUAUGAUGUUGUAAUUUGAAAAUAAAGAAUUCUUUGCAACACAAAAUUCAUCACAACAAUAUUUGCUGUGUGCCACGAACGUUUCUUUGCUGUUGCAGACGUUCUGUGUAUGCCACGAGCUUGUUAACUGAAGUUUGUUUGUUGCGGACAUUUUAUAUAAUACAAGAAAAAAAUCAUUCA